Molecule: messenger RNA, 489 nt
Organism: Rotaria sp. Silwood1
Lineage: Eukaryota; Metazoa; Rotifera; Eurotatoria; Philodinida; Philodinidae
Source: the annotation of a GenBank genome assembly
AUGCGAUUAUUGAAGGGUUCAGAAGAGCUAUUUAUCUCACUGGACAAUAAAUUUGGUAUUGCUAAUACUCUUAGACGUCGUGCUGAUGCACUAGUUCUAAACAAACAGUACGAUGAAGCUAUUCAUGUUUAUCGACAAGCAAUAAAACACUACAGACAAAUAACUGACCAACAAGAAAAUAUUGCCAGUUGUCACAAUGGUUUGGCUGAUGCAUAUUUAGGACAACGAAAGUAUGCGCAAGCAAAAUUUUAUUACUCGAAAGCAUUGAAGUGUCGACAGGCUCAUCUGCCAGCUGAACAUCCGGCGAUCGCACGAAGUUACUUUAGUUUAGGACGUUAUUAUUAUUAUAAAGGGAAUAAUAAUGAAAAUGCACUGCUCUAUUUAAAGAAAGCAUUAGAACAAAAAAAGAAGAUUUAUCCGCCGGAUCAUCCAUCGAUUCAAUGUAAUGAACAACUUCUAAAACAAGUCGAAGCAGCUGGUGCACGAUAG